Molecule: messenger RNA, 4362 nt
Organism: Dictyostelium purpureum
Lineage: Eukaryota; Evosea; Eumycetozoa; Dictyosteliales; Dictyosteliaceae
Exons: 4
Coding region: 1-4362 (1453 amino acids)
Source: RefSeq, a predicted model, not a curated record
AUGUCAUCAACAGAUACAGCCAAAAAUAAAAUAGAAAAUGAAGAUGAAGAAAAUGUAGAUAAUGCCACAAAUGAAAAUACAGGCAAAAAUGAAGAGAACGAAAAUUAUGAAAUUGAAACCAUCACCACCAGAAAUAUAGAUACCAAUAUGGACGAGGAGGAUGAAGAGGAUAUAGAUGAAGAUAUUGAAGAAGAGAACGAAGAGGAGAACGAAAACGAAGAAGAGGAAGAGGAGAUAGAAGAACCUCCACAACCACAAAAAAAUAGAGGUGGCAAGAAGCAACCUAACAAAAAAGAAAAGGAUCAAAUGGAGCAAAGUGAUGAGGAAGAAGAUGGCUAUACAGACUCUGUUGAAGAGGAAGAGGAGGAAGAGGAGGCCAAUCAAAGAGAGCAAAAUUUACAAACAACAACAAGAAGAAGAGGUAGACCAUCAAAUCAAUCGAAAAUGAAACAAUUAAUGGGUUCAAAUAAUAAUCAAUCAUCAGAGUCACCACUUGCUUAUAGUCCAGAAGGCACCAACAAUAGAGGUGGUAGACGUCAAUCAAAUGCAGGCUCGCAAAUAAGUAAAAAUAAAAGACAAAGAUCAGAUGAUGAAGAAAAGGAUAGUGAAUCUUCAGAAGAGAUAGAGAGCGAUGAAGAUGAGUCAAUGGAUGUUCAACAAAUGGGAUCUAUCAAUAAAUCCGAAACAUCAGACAAACCACAAAGAGGUCGUCCAAAGAGUGUCAAUAAUACUGGAUCAAGAUCAGAAGAAAGAAAAAGAAUUCAAUUACAACAAUAUAUUCAAGCUAAAGGGAGUGGUUUACUACAAACAUCUGAUAUUCAAGUUGUCUAUGAAGAUUUUGACGAUGAAGAGUACGAUGAAGACGAUGAUUCAAAGAAAAAAAGUAAAAACAAAUCAAAGAACAAAUCACAAGCAAGUCAAUUAGAUAUAAGACCAUGUUGGUUCGUUGGUUGUGUCAAGGCUGAUAGAUCAUUGAAAAUUCUUAGACCAUGUUUAAUUCCAACAUGUAAAACUCAUGCUAUUAAAAGCGAGAUUAGAAUUAGUGAUGCAUUAAAAAGAGGAGAUUUUGUUGCAGAUGAAAGUACUGGUGCCAAAGAUAAAGUUUGUGGAAUUUGUGGUGAUAAGAAAGAAUUACAACAUUGUACCAACAAUAAUUGCAGCUUUGGUUUUUGUAAUGAAUGUGUAGGAAUUGCCGCUAUGAAACAUAAUAAUCAAGUCACUGGAAACAAAUGGGGUAAAGAAAAAGAAAGAACACGUUGGGUAAAAGAGCAAUUUAACCCAGGUUUACCAUCAAUUGGAAGAAAAUAUCGUAGAGCAUUGGAAGAGGUUCAAAGUAAUGGUGUUAUCACACCAGAAAAACGUCAACAACAACAACAAGGCUAUGAUCCAUCUAUUUCACCAAAUCAACAACCAAAUAAAAGAUUAAGAAAGAAGAUCAAUAAUGAUAUUACAUUUGAUGUUUCUAAAAAAUAUAAGAAAAAGAAUCAACAAGAAGAUGAUAGUGCCCCACCAUCACCAACCACCGGUAAAGUUGUUCAUGAACAAGGUUUCCCAGUUGGUUCACAUAAUCCACCAUCACCAAACACUUUAAUGGGACAACAACUACAACAAUUACAACAAACUCAUCAACAAGCUCGUCUUUUAAAGAGUAAUCCUCAACCAGAAUCAGUUUUAUCACCAGCUAGACAACAAGAAACACCAGUUGACAAUUUCAUCGAUCAAGCUUUUAGUGCAGUUAAAUAUUUUGCCUCACUCUCACCAAAUGCCCCAGAUGGAAUUAAAGAAAAAGUUGAAUCAUUCGUUGAAAAUGUUAUGAGAGUUAAAACUAUUCGUUGGUCAUCAAAUUAUGAUUUAGUUUGGAGAAUGAUUGAUGACCUUGCCACUCUUGUAAAGAAAAAUCUUGGUUCUUCUCAAUCUAUUAUGGAAAUGUACAAAGAAAUUAGAAGCCUCGAAGAAGGAGAAUUAGAAAAUAUGACCAAUAACUCCCAAAAUAUUCCAUUAGAUAGAGCUAUCACUAUGGUAUUUGAUAACCAUGAAACUGCAGGCCUCAUUGGUAAAGAGUGCUGCUCCGCCAGAAACUCCCUCAUCUACUCUAUCGAAAUGGCCCUUCGCUCAGUUGCCGAUUAUCAACGUGACCUAGAGCUCACAAUUGUCGAAGAAACCGUUAGAAGCAAUAAAGUCACAAGUGAAAUUGAACAGAUAGACGAGCAAAUUAAAACCAAUCUUGGUGAAAUUCAUAAAUUUAAAUUCCAAGAAGUUGAAUUACUAGACUCGCUCUCUAAAGUUCGUGGUGCCAUUGCAGCUCAUGAGGCCAUUCGUGAUACUCUUCAAAAGAAGUCUAAUGAUUUAAAAGUUGACAUGUUACUCAUUAAAAACAAUAUUUCAAACAAAGAAAAAGAAACCAAAUCCCAACAAGCUACCCUCGAAAAUGAAGUUUAUGCUCUAAAAUUAAUCAUUAAUAUGGUAGAAUCAAUUUAUUGGAUUCAUGACUACUUUUAUGAAACUAAAGUUAGCGAAUGUGAAAAACUUAUCAAUAAUAAAUUACAAAUGUUACAAAAUAGAUUGGAUUUACAAAUUCCACGUGUUCAAUCACUAUUAUAUGAUAGAGAAGGUAACCCAAUUAUGGACCAACCAGCACAAGGUAUUCCAAAAAUUGAAAAAUUCAAAACCCUUGCAAUUUAUCACAAGCUCUGUAUGAAACACAAGGUACCAAAUUUCCAUUUAGAGAAACCAGAUCGUAUUCAAGUUACAGUUGGUUGUAUCAACGAGUAUGCAGAUAAUCCAUUGGUUGAUAUUUUAGAUAAUCCACCAGAGGUAGAUAUGCGUUAUGUUAUGGCAGUUCACGAUGCCAACUAUAUUAAAAAGCUUGAAACCUCUUUACCACCAGAAAAUUCAGAAUUUGAAACCCAUUUAGAAAGUGAUAAAUCUGGUGCAAUGGUUACUGUUGCCUCUCAUAAAGACUUUGAAGGUGAUGAUGAUAACAUUUAUGAUACAUUUGUCUCACAUCUUUCAAUGAAGGCUGCAUUAAGAGCUUCAGGUUCAGUCUGUGCUGCCGUCGAUGCUGUAUCAAGAGCUGGUUACACUCGUUCUUUCUGUGCUAUUCGUCCACCAGGCCAUCAUGCAGGUCGUUAUGGUCGUACUAGUGAUGCCCCUUCACAAGGUUAUUGUUUAAUCAACAAUGUUGCCAUUGGUGCCAAGUAUGCAUCAUUAACUGCUGGCUAUAGUAGAAUCGCUGUAGUCGAUUUCGAUGUUCAUCAUGGUAAUGGUACUCAGGAAAUUUUAAGUGGUGAUGAUAAUUUCCUUUUCAUCUCAAUUCAUGUUUGUGAUGAAAAACGUUAUUUCUAUCCAGGUACAGGUCAAGAUGUUGGAGCUGAACCAGAUGAAGUCAGUGGUAAAUAUGAAGGUAAUAUUCUUAACAUUGGUCUCAAGAGAAACACUGGUUCUGUAACUUUCCUUAAUCAUUGGGUCAAUAAAAUUAUUCCUCGUCUCGAAGCUUAUAAACCACAAUUAAUCUUUUUAAGUGCAGGCUUUGAUGGUCAUAAAGAUGACCCAACCAAUGGUUUGAAAUUAAAUGAAGAGGACUAUUUUGUCAUCACUAAAAUGAUUAAAACUGUUGCUUUCAAAUAUUGUAAAGGUAGAAUUGUUUCAGUUUUAGAAGGUGGCUAUGGUAUCGAAAAGAACAACUCAUUACAACGUUGUGUUAAUGCUCAUCUUAAAGCUCUUAUUGAAGAUACCGAGGAAGAAAUUCAUUUAGCAAACAUCUCUUAUGGCCACUUUAAUGGUGAAGUUUCAAAUAGUUCAAUUCCAAAAUUCAAUAUCAGUAAUUUCAUUAGUAAUCCAAACAAAAGAGGGAAAAAAAAUAAUUUAAAUACAAUCAAUUUUAUAAAUAAUAAUAUGAAUAAUAUUAAUAAUACAAUUAGUAGUUCAAUAAAUAGACAACAUAAUAAUAAUGGUAAUAGUCAAGAGCCAAUAAAUAAUCAAACCACCACAACUACUACCACUUCAUCAAACCCUCAAAUUUCUAAUGAUGGUGAAAAUCAAAAUAACUCAUCAUCAUCCUCCUCACCAAUUUUAAUAAGUAAUAAUAAUACUAGUACUAAUAAUAGUAAUAACACUAAUAAUACCCAAAUGCCUGAAGAAAUUAUAAUUCAAGAUGAUAUAGUUGAAAUUAAAAAUCCAAAAAAUAAUAAUAAUAAUAAUAUCAAUAAUGCACAACCAUCCUCUCCAAUUGGUGGUGUAAAUAGAAAUCUUGGUAACAUUAAUAUGAGCGGUGCCCAACGCGGAAUAAAUAAUAAUAUUAAUAAUAUUAAUAAUAAUAAUAAUAAUAACAAUACUAAUAAUAACAAUAAUGUACACGGAUAA